AUGGAUUCAGGCAGUGACUGUGAAUCAGAACAUAAAAAAGGUCACAAAGAAGACGUUUCGGUGUCUGGUAAAGUUAAUAAAGUUAACAGAAUUAAUCAGUUUUGGCAUUCAGGUCACUUUUCAAACAUAUUUUCCUUGACGUGCCGUGUAGGAGGACAUCUCAUUGUGCAAGCAAUGACCAUGUACUCUAGAAAGCUAGAACAAUGGCGUUACGACAGCUUUAAAUCAUUGUUUACCCUCAUCGACACUGAGUUUCUUUCCGUUGUAAAGUGUAUUUGGAUUAGAAGCAUGUGCACGACAGAAAUCGUUGCUAAGCGCAAGGAGAAGAAUAAAACAUCCACAUAG
Molecule: messenger RNA, 345 nt
Organism: Clunio marinus
Lineage: Eukaryota; Metazoa; Arthropoda; Insecta; Diptera; Chironomidae
Source: the annotation of a GenBank genome assembly